Molecule: messenger RNA, 1409 nt
Organism: Aspergillus sclerotioniger CBS 115572
Lineage: Eukaryota; Fungi; Ascomycota; Eurotiomycetes; Eurotiales; Aspergillaceae
Product: MFS general substrate transporter
Exons: 5
Coding region: 1-1389 (462 amino acids)
Biological process (GO): transmembrane transport
Molecular function (GO): transmembrane transporter activity
Source: RefSeq, a predicted model, not a curated record
AUGUGGCGACGCCGGAUUACGAUCGAUGACAAGGCCAUCACCGAUGGCUCAGGCAUCACUCUCAAGCAGUCAUUGUUCCCAAACUUCCUGGUAACCAUCCUCUUCUUCCUCUGGGGCUUCGCCUACGGCCUCCUCGAUACCCUAAACUCCCAUUUCCAAGAUGAACUCAACAUCACCGCGGCACAAUCCUCCGGUCUAUCCGCAGCAUACUUCGGCGCCUACUUCCUCUGCCCCUUGACAAUUUCAGGCUGGAUUCUCCGCCGAUUCGGCUUCCGAGUCACCUUCAUGACCGGCCUCGCCGUCAUGACAAUCGGCUGCCUCCUCUUCUGGCCCAGCGGGGUCAAAGCCUCCUUCGGCGGCUUCUGCGGCAGCAUGUUCGUCGUCGGAGCCGGUCUAUCCACCCUCGAAACCGGAGCCGACAACUUCCUCGCCAUUUGCGGUCCCCCUCGAUACUCUGAAAUCCGACUAAACCUCGCCCAGGGAAUCCAAGGCGUGGGGACCUUCGUUGCCCCGCUUCUCGCGUCACGGGUCUUCUUCGCCAAUACCGUGAAUACCGAGGCGGGGCUGAAAAACGUCCAAUGGGUGUACCUUGGGGUUGCGUGUUUCGUGGCACUACUCAUUCCAUUGUUUUAUAUUGCCCCGAUGCCGGAGGUUACGGAUGCGGAUAUGGGGUUACAGGAGCAGGAUAUCUCUAAUUCGGAUGCGAAGCCGUUUUCGAAACAGUACAACUUGUUCCUCGGGGUGUGGAGUGAGUUUUGCUAUACGGGGGCUCAAGUCGCUGUGGCGAAUUAUUUUAUCAAUUUUGCCGAACAGGCGGGGUAUUCUAAAUCGAGGUCAUCGGACCUCCUCGCCAUCGGCCAAGGCCUCUACACAUUCAUGCGCUUCAUCUCCAGCGGAAUGAUCACAGUGGGGGUAAAACCGCGGUACAUCCUCGCCGUCUACCUAACCCUCUGCUUCAUUUUCGGUGUCGCUGCUGUGACAACCACCGGUCCAACCAGCGUCGCCAUGUUAAUCCUAGUCUUGUGUUUUGAAAGCGCCUGCUUCGCCACAAUCUUCACCCUCGCCCUCCGAGGUCUCGGCCGCCACACCAAACGCGGCGGCAGCAUGCUCGUGGCCGCCAUCUCAGGGGGUGCUGCGAUCCCGCCCAUGACGGGGGCAGUUGCCACGGCAACAGGGAAUGAUUUUCAUAAGGCGAUGGCAAUUCCGACGGCGUUUUAUGUCCUGGCGUGGGCGUUUCCGGUUUAUGCGAAUACGGUUAGUCGGGGGUUGUUGGAUGGGCAUAGGACUUCGGAUGUUAAUGUGAGUGAGGGGAGGAAUGUGCUUGGGAAGGGUGAGGUGGAGGUGGAGAUGAGGGUGGAGGAUGUGGAUGAUGGUGUUGUUGUGCCUUGAGGAAGAUUUGGGGGGUUGAG